AUGGCCUCGGCAGCAAUCCCUUCGAAUCCCCAACCCCUGGCGACCACUUCACGCUCUCGCCAAAACCAUCUUAGCAGUCGUUCAUUCCCUGCCGCCGCCGGUGUUUACGAGGACCAAGAAUCACAGCCGCCGCGCUCCAGUAUGUCCUUCAAUAUGAGCCAAGGCUCUCAAGGAAGCGGACUAAUGGCCCAACCAUCCGGCCCAUUCAGACAGUAUGACGGAGGAAACAGUGCAAUCAAUCGUAGAGAUGCUGCGCCCCAGAUAUACUCGGCUAUAUAUUCAGGAGUUGAUGUAUACGAGAUGGAAGUCAAUAAUAUUGCAGUAAUGCGCCGGCGUAAGGAUAGUUGGUUGAAUGCGACUCAAAUAUUAAAAGUUGCUGGCAUUGAGAAAGGAAAGCGUACGAAAGUGCUCGAAAAGGAAAUACUUAUUGGAGAGCACGAGAAAGUGCAAGGUGGCUACGGAAAGUACCAAGGCACCUGGAUUAAGUUUGAACGAGGUCUAGAAUUCUGCCGACAAUAUGGUGUCGAAGAGUUACUACGACCACUUCUGACCUAUGACAUGGGACAAGAUGGCGGAGUUGCCGGACGAGGUGGAAUAGAUACUCCCACGAAGGAGCAGGCAAUGGCAGCGCAACGCAAGAGAAUGUAUAGCUCUUCGGAAAACAGAUCAGGUGGUCAGUCAGGAACUUUCUUCAAGAACAUCUCGAGCACUGCAUCCCAUGCCGUUGCGGCCAUCAGCAAAGCUCGCUUCGAUUCACCAGGUCCUCGCAUAAGGAACAGCAAUGCUGCAACGCGUCCAUCUAGUUUCAGUAGACAGUCUUCACAGCAACAUCUUAGCUCGCAAGAAUCUGCCUUUCCUGGCGGCUCGCAGCAAAGCAUACAGAGUUUUGCCUCCAAUGAUAGCUUUACGGCAAAUGGGCAAGACUCGGCGUAUGCAACGCAAUUCUCUCAUGGAUUGCCAGAUGAUACUCGUAACGGAGACUUUGAGGAGCCCCCAAGGAAGAAGAUGCGACCCACACCUGCCGAAAAUGAUACCCAACAAGCAGGCGGCUAUUACGAUAUGUCCAUGCGAGAUGGUACCCCCACGGAGCCAAAUGAGUCCUUUGUUCACUAUUCACAACGCGCCCAGGUUGACGAAGUCAACAUGCCGAUACCACCGCUAGACGAGUCUACUAUUCCUGAUAUCGAUACGAAGAGGCGUCUUAUUAUGACCCUCUUCCAUGACCCACUGCGGUCGGAUUUCAGCAGUCAUGAUGUCUUCGGCUCCUUGUCCCCUCAAGACCUUGAUAUUCCAAUUGAUAAUGCGUUCAAUACUGCAUUGAUAUGGGCUGCAACUCUUGCUCGGAUUCCUCUCUUGAAGGCUUUGGUUGCGGCUGGAGCGAGCCCUAAUCGGGUGAAUAGAAGUGGAGAGACUGCGUUGAUGCGUUCUUGUGCAGUUACCAACAAUCUUGAUCAUGGCACCUUUACCGAUGUCCUUGAACUUCUUAGCUCUACUAUAAACUUUACCGAUUCGCGUAACAGAACGGUCCUGCAUCACAUAGCCAUCACAUCUGCAGUCAAGGGUCGAAGCUCUGCCAGCAAGUACUACCUGGAAUCUCUUCUCGAGUUUGUUGUUCGCGCAGGCACUGCAUCUAAUAGCCAAACAUCUUUCGGCAACGGGGCACCUCCAGCGGAUUCGAUGAAUCUUGGUCGCUUUAUGUCUGAAGUAGUCAACAUUCAAGAUAGAUCUGGCGAUACUGCGUUAAAUAUCGCCGCUAGGAUUGGAAACGCAAGUAUCAUCAACCAACUUUUGGAAGUUGGUGCAGAUAACCAAGUCAGAAACCACUCUGGUCUCGCCCCUUAUGAUUUCAAUAUUGGAGAUCGACCUAAUAUUGAGCCUCAAUCUGCUCGAAUACCCGCCCCUGAUAAAUAUACUUCACGGACAAAGGAAAGCAGUAGUAAUAUAAUCACAUCUAUCUCCUCCCUUGUGUCUGAUGUUGAGAGCGAAUUUGCUCGUGAGAUGGAGAUGAAGCAGAUUAGGAUCGAUACUCUUCACACCCAAUUAAGAGACUCGUCAGCAAUGCUUGGAGAACAGCGCCGAAGGGUUGAAACCCUGCAGGCAAGGGCUACUGAGCAGAGCACUCGGAACCUCAAAAUUGAGAACCUUACUCGAGCUGUCAAUGAAGAGCGCGCGAAGCUUCAGGACAUGCAGCGAAGAAUGGGACAGGUCAAUGGAGAAAUCAAUAUGCAAUUAGGCGAUGCCGAUAAGGGGCUGGCACUUCCCGCCGGUGCAGUACCGGCGAAUGUUCUAGCAAACAUCAACCCAAAUCCUCAUCAACCUCUCAUACUUGACCAGGCACAACGACAGCUGUUGAAGGCCCUGCCACCGACGCACGUCCUUCGCGCUCGGGUUAAUGCAUACAAGGCGAACAAUCAAGCUUUAGAAGAGGAUGUUCGGGGUCUCGAAGGCAAAAGCUCGGAACUAGCAGCCAAGUACCGCAAGAUUAUCGCCUUGUGUACUGGUACAGAGAAUGUUGAUGACCUUGCGGAGGCUCUUGUUCGCGCUACAGAGAGCGAUGCUGAUGUCGAACUUCCUCGUAUUCGCGACUUUUUGCAACGUGUAGACGGCUCUUAG
Molecule: messenger RNA, 2613 nt
Organism: Lachnellula hyalina
Lineage: Eukaryota; Fungi; Ascomycota; Leotiomycetes; Helotiales; Lachnaceae
Gene: cdc10
Product: Start control protein cdc10
Exons: 3
Coding region: 1-2613 (870 amino acids)
Cellular component (GO): MBF transcription complex; SBF transcription complex
Molecular function (GO): transcription coactivator activity; DNA binding; protein binding
Source: RefSeq, a predicted model, not a curated record